Messenger RNA from Cynocephalus volans (Philippine flying lemur), 699 nucleotides. RefSeq names its product TGFB induced factor homeobox 2 like X-linked (gene TGIF2LX). Gene Ontology annotation, molecular function: DNA-binding transcription repressor activity, RNA polymerase II-specific; RNA polymerase II cis-regulatory region sequence-specific DNA binding. Gene Ontology annotation, biological process: negative regulation of transcription by RNA polymerase II. The record is from RefSeq and is a predicted model, not a curated record. NCBI's taxonomy places the organism in Eukaryota, Metazoa, Chordata, Mammalia, Dermoptera, Cynocephalidae.
AUGAAGGCCGCUGAGGAAAGCCCUCCAGAGACCCAAAGCCUGGCACAGAGCCCCUCAAUCUCUUUGAGAACUACCGCAGGUACAGACAAAGUUCAGGUCUCCCCAGACAACAAGAGGAGGAAGAAAGAGUACCUGCCCCCCGAGUCCAUCAAGAUUCUCCAUGACUGGCUGUACGAGCACCGGUUUAGCACCUACCCUUCAAGGGUAGAGAAGCGAAUGCUGUCCGUGCAGACCAAUCUGUUCUUCCUGCAGAUCUCUAGUUGGUUCAUCAAUGCCCGCAGACGCGUUCUUCCGGAUAUGCUUCUGCAGGAUGGAAACGACCCCAACCAGACUACCGCACAUCACCAAAAAGACAAGGCCACUUAUGUAGCCCAGUUGCUGAGCAGCACUCAGUCUGUGCAGGGCAAGUCAGGGCACAGACAUCCAGACAAUGUGCAGUGCCCCAGCCUGUUCCUGCCAGUGGGCCAGGAGUCAGGAGAGAAGCUACCAGACCCAGAGUUGGCUCCAUGCCAGAAGAUCACUCUGAAGGUCCAGCCAAAGAAAAAAGUCAGGAUUUCCGGCAGUGGGCCCUUGUCUUCUCCAGAAUUGGUGUCGCCAGAGGAGUACAAGUAGUUCAGCAGCUUCAUCUGCUUGCUGGUCGAUGCAGCUAUACAAAAGGCUACUGAACUAGAGCUACAGAAGAAAGAGCUCAAUCCAUAA